Molecule: messenger RNA, 2768 nt
Organism: Drosophila ananassae
Lineage: Eukaryota; Metazoa; Arthropoda; Insecta; Diptera; Drosophilidae
Product: phospholipid scramblase 1
Exons: 6
Coding region: 233-1411 (392 amino acids)
Biological process (GO): plasma membrane phospholipid scrambling
Cellular component (GO): plasma membrane
Molecular function (GO): phospholipid scramblase activity
Source: RefSeq, a predicted model, not a curated record
UAGCCAAGUUGGCAGCACUGUUGGUACAUACAUAUCCGUGGUUGUGUUAUUUUUGCGUGGAAUUUGUACGCUCCGUGUGGACAGUGAUAGAAAAUUCAUUGAUCAAAACAAAUCGGCAUUGUUGCGGUUUCGAUUCGCCUGGAAUACGUCCCCCGAAGUGCAACAACAUCACGGCACGGGGCGAAAAGGAGAAGGUCUAGUUCAACGACAGAAAUCCGGUAGUUCCCACAGAAUGAAGAGCAAUUUGGACCAAGGCGGAUAUGCUCCUCCGGGCUAUGCGCCAGGAUACCCACCCCCAAAUGCUCCACCCGCCGAGGGCUUCGGAUACCCACCUCCUCCUCAAAGCGCCCCAUACGCCCCUCCACAUCCCGGAAGUCAACAGCCGCCGCCGCCCAUGAAUUACGGCUUUGUGCCAGGCCAGCAGCCGUCCGGAUACGGUCCAGUUCCCCAGAUGCCACCAUACGGAGAGGCCGCUCCUUUCGGAGCUGGUCAGCCGCCCUACGUGGGCGGAGGAGGGCCGCCACCCCAGGCAUUCGGAGGCUAUCCACCCGGGCCAGCAGGACCGCCGCAGCCAUACGGAGGGUAUCCGCCGGUUCAGCCAGGAGGACAUCCGCAGCAGCCCAUCAUCUCCCAGCCGGGAAUGGGACCAGGAAUGGGUGGUCCGGGCAUGGCGCCAGGAAUGGGACCUGGGGGUCCGGCAGGAGACUGGAUGAGUAUACCUUCCGGAAUUCCGAAUUGUCCGCGCGGAUUGGAAUACCUUACGACUAUCGACCAGCUUUUGGUUAAGCAGAAGGUCGAACUGCUCGAGGCCUUCACCGGCUUCGAGACCAACAACAAGUUCUCGAUCAAGAACGCCCUGGGCCAGAAGGUCUACUACGCGGUGGAGGACAACGACUGCUGUACAAGGAACUGUUGCGGACCGGCCCGUCCCUUUGACAUGAAGGUGUUCGACAACUUUCAGAAUGAGGUGAUCCACAUGCACCGGCCUCUGGCCUGCUCCUCCUGUCUGUUUCCAUGCUGCCUGCAAAGCAUCGAGGUCUCGGCGCCACCCGGCAAUGUCAUCGGUACCAUUGAACAGGAGUGGUCCAUUUGCUCGCCCUCGUUCCGGAUACUCAACCAUAUUGGCGACACUGUCUUGCGCAUCGAAGGUCCCUUCUGUACCUUCUCUCUUUGCGGCGACGUGGAGUUUAACGUGGUCUCCCUAACUGGCGAGAAGGUGGGAAAGAUCUCGAAACAGUGGUCUGGAUUGGCACGAGAGAUCUUCACGGAUGCAGACUUCUUUGGCAUUAGUUUUCCGCUGGAUCUGGAUGUCCGCAUGAAGGCGGUUCUCUUGGGAGCCACAUUCCUGAUCGACGCCAUGUUCUUUGAGAAAUCAGGAAACCAAGAAACAGAUAGACCCGGCAUGUUGUAAUAUAGCCCUGACUAGAGCUGCGAUGUGGGAACAUUCUAUCAUUUUAAAAACGUAUUGCUUGCAAUCUUUGUACAUCAGUCGGUAAAAGCUGUAAUUGACAUUUAAUCCCUGUGAACUAUCGCGUACUAGUCUUCAAAACCAAAAGCUUGUUGAUCGUUAUGAAGUUGAAAGCCAACUACAAAACAAAACUACUUAAACUCAGGCGUCCUUCGACAGGACAUCGCCAGUACAAUUAUAGCUUAGACAUUUAAGUUUACGAGCAUUUUUUGCUAUCUCUCCAACACAAACUCUUCAACGACGAAUCUGCUUCCUUCAUGAAUUUACAUUGUGGCAGAAAAUAUUAACAAAUGAAACUGGUACUUCUGAACGCUAUUUGAGUGUCUUACAUGUUUGUAUAUUUAUAAAUCCCAUUUUAUGGAUAAGCUGAAAGGAAACAUUUAUAUAAAUACUUUAUUGUUGUACCCAGAUAUAUGUGAAAUACUUUGGUAUUAUUUCGAUAGUUGAAUAAAUCUCUGAAACACUUUAUUUAAAAUCAAAAUAAAUCAUUUGAUUUUCCUAUCAGUAUGGCCUUAGAAAUAAGAAAAAAUUAUAUUUUUUUCGGUCUGUUCUCUUCGUUGUGUUCGUAAUGACACUCCAAAAAUGUAUAAAAUUAAAAAAAUAAUAAUGAGGAGUAAUGGAUUGCUUGAGAGAGUUGGAUAAGGUCGUGGUUAGCAGGCUCCUCAUCUUCCUGGACUACUUCAGCAAUACCAACACAAAAUAUGCCAUAUGCGAUGGCAGUGACAGGCAACUGUUGCUCGCCGUCCAGGACAACAGCUUCGCCAGCCUGUUCCUUCCGAAUGCAUUUGUGACGUUUCUGGUUAUGAACACCGAUAUCCGUCAGGUAUUGCAACUGGACCGACCCAGGAAACUGUUUAAAGUGUCUAGAAUGAACGUUUAUGCUCCAUCGACUAGAUACAUUGGCUCGAUCCGGAACAAGUCCUUCUCAUUGUUAAGGCAGAGUUAUCGAGUCUUGGACGCUAGAAAGAAGUUGGUGUAUAAGAUCAGAGGCCCCAUAUUCCCAGGAACUACGAGAAUCCCCUACAAUAUCUAUAAUGGCAAGGGCGUGAGAGUGGGGACCAUCACCAGAAAGCUCCGCAAAUUUCCACGAGAACUCGUAUUCGAAGGCGACAUUUUUGUGGUGACUUUUCCCAAGGACAUGUCGGUCACCGACAAGUCCCUUUUAGUGGGUGUCACUUUCUACUUAGAAGCUAUGUAUCCCCACUUGCUGGAGGACAAAUUAAGGAUAAAUUAUUAAACUGAUGGGUUGACUUGGUGGUUCAUGUUGUAAUAUUUAAAUAGAAUAUACUUUAUUUCUUGA